UGCACGUGCAUACGUACUCGUUUGGUACUCAACCGCACGUUCAUAACCGAAUGGUUGCUGACAUCUACAUACGAGUGUUGGUGAUAUUAAAGAACCAUUUACCCAACGAUUGUUGGUUACACGAGUGCAAAGUACUUCAAUAUUCACAUCACUAAGCAUGAGUCGGCAAAUGUCAUUUUUUGAUGUGUAAAAACAAAAGUAGAGGAUUGUCGUGUGUUCGAAUUCCUUUCGUUAAAUAUUAUUUCUGUUAUUAACUAUUAAUUAAAGUAAAAAAUGAAGCUGCAAAUUAAAACAUUGAGCCAAAAAUCAAUAAUAGUCGACAUUGAUCCGUCGAAGACUGUGUUUGAGCUGAAAAAGGAGUUGUCUCUGUAUCCAGACGUUGGCGUUAGACCUGAGCUGCAAAAACUCAUUUAUGCCGGUAAAAUUCUUUUUAACGAGCAACCAUUGAGUGCUUACAAUAUAGACGCAAAGAAAUUUCUUGUUGUAAUGGUACUGAAGCAACCAGAAGAACUUGGUUUUGAUUCAGCUCCUACGGGUGCUGGCACUUCAAUAUCUGCUGCUGGUGAUGCUGCCCUUGCAAGGGCUGCGGCAGGAGCUACACAAGCCAAAGCAAAGGAGCCUGAAUCAAGUACUGCAACUCAAGCAACAUCACCACAACCUUCAACUCCAGUGCCAGCUCCAGCUCCAGCUCCAGCUGCAACUGCGACAGCUGUCCCAGACACUCCGGUCGCAACUCCACAACCUGCAGCUGCUGAUCCACAGCCUGUGCAGCCUGCCCCGCCCACAAGUGGAGCGAAUGAUGAAAUGGUAACAAAUAUUGUCAGCAUGGGUUAUCCAGAAGUAGAAGUGCGUCGUGCACUAGCCGCUAGUUUCAAUAAUCCAGAACGCGCUAUUGAAUAUUUAAUUGAAGGUAUACCCGACUCGGUGCUAAUGCAGCCAGAAGAUGCAGUUUUGUAUGGUGGCGACAGUGAUGCUGAUGCGGGCAUGUCGCCAUUUGAAAUGUUUCGCAGUGAUCCACUGUUCCGAAAUUUACGUCGUGCCAUUCAACAGCACCCAGAGCUUAUUAACGAUGCCAUACAACGAGUUGGCGAAGCAAAUCCCGCAAUACUACAACUUAUCAACGAAAACCAACAGGAAUUUCUCAGCUCGCUUAUUGAGGGUUCAGACGACGAUGACGAUGAUGACGAAGUGGCACCUGGUGGCGGUGGCAACUAAUUGUAUAUGUGAAUUUGGGUUCUGAAUUCUAUAAAAAAAAAAAAUAAUUAAAUUGUAAACUCAUGACAUUGUACUGGAUAUAUU
This is a messenger RNA of Rhagoletis zephyria (snowberry fruit fly), 1299 nucleotides long. RefSeq names its product UV excision repair protein RAD23 homolog B-like. Gene Ontology annotation, biological process: nucleotide-excision repair; proteasome-mediated ubiquitin-dependent protein catabolic process. Gene Ontology annotation, molecular function: damaged DNA binding; ubiquitin binding; polyubiquitin modification-dependent protein binding. The record is from RefSeq and is a predicted model, not a curated record. Lineage: Eukaryota; Metazoa; Arthropoda; Insecta; Diptera; Tephritidae. Gene Ontology annotation, cellular component: cytosol; nucleoplasm.